This is a messenger RNA of Funneliformis mosseae, 300 nucleotides long. Lineage: Eukaryota; Fungi; Glomeromycota; Glomeromycetes; Glomerales; Glomeraceae. The record is from the annotation of a GenBank genome assembly.
AUGUCCAAGAAAUUAACUUUGGAGCUCCUGUAUCCCGAAGAAAUGCUUCGUAUCACUGAUGAAUUCAUCAUUAUUAUUCCGAUUAACUUCGUAAAAAUGGCGAGCAUUUAUGAUAUGAGAAAGGAAUGUAACGAAGCUUCAAAGGUAAAUCCUCGAAAAUUUCUUAAUCAUCAGACUAAGGAUUGCUUUGGAAUCUACCAAGGGAAGGAAAGGUAUUACCCGCGUUAUUUGAAAUAUGAUCGAUCACAUAUCAAAGAAAUCAAGAAUAAUACGGGUCUAUACCUUUCAAAGUUGAAGUAG